UAUAAUUUCUUUAGUCUGUGUAUUCAUAGCUUGCUUUCGUUUUGCCACAACAAUUUUUCUGGUUAUUUCUAUUUUUCUCCGCCAGAUUUUAUGAGAGUGUGAAUUGAAAUACAUUCUUCGAGAUGGUUGUCUCACCACAAAGCGACAAUGAGGCCCCGAACACCCCCAGCAGCAACAAGAAUGUGUCAUCCAAACAAUCCUCCAUAGCUGAUACAAGAGCAGAGCUUGCUGAACUUGUAAAAAGAAAAGCUGAAGUAGCUGAAACACUGGCAAACCUGGAGCGCCAGAUAUAUGCCUUUGAGGGCUCAUACUUGGAAGAUACUCAGUUGUACGGAAACAUCAUCAGAGGGUGGGAUAGAUACUUGACUACUAAUAAAAGCACAAACUCAAAAGCAGAUAAGAGAAACAGGAAGUUCAAAGAAGCUGAGAGAUUAUUCUCAAAGUCCUCCAUCACAUCUAUGGCUGCUGUGAGUGGACUUGUGGACCCAGCUGAAACUAAAAAUGAAAGAAACAGUGAGACUGAGUCUCAAACAAAUGAGGAUUCGUCUGACACUCAACUUAGUUCUGGAAUGAAUAUUGGUGGUCUGAACCACACAACCAUCCACGGCUCCUCUGAGAGUAUUGCCUCUAAACCUGCUGGCAAGCAUCACACUAAUGGCAACAUAGACAAGACCAUCAGUCACUCUUCCCUUACAAAACAGACUGCCACCCAAAAGAUUGCAACAUCAUCUGGAAUGCUUCAGAAACAAUUUGGAAGUGACAGCAAAAUGCUAGCUGCUGUUGGCCUCGACAGCAGGCCCAGCACCCCCAAGGAAAAGGACAUAGCACUUGGACUGAUCAGCAAAGGGGAGGGCACUCCCAACUCCCUCAAACACAAAAUAUCUACUAGUGGAAGUGGCAGCGUCAAAAAGAGUAACAACAAAAAAGCAAGACACAGAUAGAAUUACUGAAUUUUCGGCAUUCUCAUUGAGAUAUUUGAUGUAAAUUAGAUUUAAUUGUUUUGUGAAAAGGAAAUUGAUGUUUUGUUGAAGUGUUUGUAGUUACAUUAUUGGGCUGGUUCUGUGAAAAAGGAAACCAUCCUACUAAGUAACUAAGACACCAGUGGAUACCAAGCCAUGUAUUAACAUACAUUUUAAUAUUUAGUGUCCAAUAGUUCUACUCCAACAACAAAUAUAAUAGGCAUACUAGAAUAUAAUAGUAUACAUCCUGUUCUUAAGUUUUUGAGUUCAUAUAUUAAAAUAAGCAAUAUACCAACUUUUCUGAAUUAAACGAUUUAGGUACUUAACAAAUCAAUAAUUGUAGAAACUUCAUUUAUCAACAGUCUAUUUAUUUUGCGUUUUAUAAAAUCUGAAAACAAUAAAGUUACUUACAAUCUAAA
This is a messenger RNA of Plutella xylostella (diamondback moth), 1378 nucleotides long. It is a transcript of the gene Eaf6, whose product is annotated as chromatin modification-related protein EAF6/MEAF6. The record is from RefSeq and is a predicted model, not a curated record. Gene Ontology annotation, cellular component: histone acetyltransferase complex. NCBI's taxonomy places the organism in Eukaryota, Metazoa, Arthropoda, Insecta, Lepidoptera, Plutellidae.